GUACUACGCCACCGUGCACCCCCUGAAGAAGCACAUCUCGGUCACCAGCUGCGUCUCGGUGGUGGGGGGCAUCUGGCUGCUGUCCUGCGGGCUGGUGGCCCCCGCUGUUGCCCACACCUACCACGUGGAGUUUCGGCAGGAGGGCUUCGCCAUCUGCGAGGAGUUCUGGAUGGAGAAGGAGAUGCAGCGCCUGGCCUACGCCUACGGCACCCUGCUCAUCACCUACAUCCUGCCCCUCUCCGCCGUCUCCCUCUCCUACCUCUGCAUCUCGGUGAAGCUGAGGAACCACGUGGCGCCCGGCCACCCCACCCAGAGCCAAGCCGAGUUUGACCGCCUGAAGAAGAGGAAGAUCUUCCGCCUCAUCGUGCUGGUGGUGGCGGCUUUCGGGGUCUGCUGACUCCCCAUCCACGUCUUCAACAUCAUCCGGGACAUCGACAUCGGCCUCAUCAACAAGCACUACUUCCUCCUUAUCCAGCUGCUCUGCCACUGGUUCACCAUGAGCUCCUCCUGCUGCAACCCCUUCCUCUACGCCUGGCUGCACGACCGCUUCCGCGGGGAGCUGCGCAAGAUCUUCUCCUGCAAGAGGAGGAUCAUCCCCGCCAAGAGCUGCAGGGUCACCGCUGGUGUGCUCUGA
Molecule: messenger RNA, 634 nt
Organism: Mesitornis unicolor (brown roatelo)
Lineage: Eukaryota; Metazoa; Chordata; Aves; Mesitornithiformes; Mesitornithidae
Product: prolactin-releasing peptide receptor-like
Exons: 1
Biological process (GO): G protein-coupled receptor signaling pathway
Cellular component (GO): plasma membrane; neuron projection
Molecular function (GO): neuropeptide Y receptor activity; neuropeptide binding
Source: RefSeq, a predicted model, not a curated record